ACGGACUGGAUCCAGAAUUGCCUUUCACGGAAAGCAGAGCGACGUUUCGUUUCCAGGUUCCAUGCUGUUUAGAGAUGGGAUGGAGAAGGCCUCGAGGGGAGAGAGGCUGUGCUUCGUUGGCAAGGAUUACCCGCCAUGGUUGGUUGAAAACACGAAUUGGCGUUGCGCAACAUUUCGCUGACCAAGACACAUUAUCAUCGACAUGUCUUCCCUUCGUCGGCCCGAGGCUACGAGGAACCCGGAUGGGUUUAGUUCCCGGGAUACGAUGAAGAUAAUCAAGGCGGCGGUCCGUAUACCUGUGUCUGAGCUUCAGAGAAGAUGCCACUGACGGGGGCGUGGACUUUGAUUGAAGUUCAUCUGGUCUGAGACUCGUCCGAGCCAGAAAACAACCACCGGACAAUGGACUCUGGCGGUUGGAACUUGGGUUACUGGCCCCCUGGAAAAGACGACAAGAGUCAGGGCCCCCUUGUAACGAACCCCACGGAAGCGAAGAAGAGUGUUGCGCUUGGCAAAACUUCAGACCGAGCCUCACCAGGGCAUCAGGGGCCACCAUCGACUGGACAGCGCCGCAGCGGGCUAUUUCUAAAGAUGGUGGAGGCUAAGAACAGUCCGGUGAGCGGCCCCGCACGAAGCGGUCCAUGUUCAAAUGUUGUGGCACUUCGCGAUGCCCCUGGAAACCACACUACUGCACGGGACGGCGUCGAGUGCCGGUGCAAGGGGGGCGCACGCAUAGGGUUGGGGAGCUGUAUGAUCUGCGCAGGGCCCAUUGGCUUUGAGUGGCUGUUACCAAGGACCAAAAGAUGCAUGCUGCAUUCGGGGACGCGGUGCUGUUGCAGCUCGCAGCUCCGUUGCACCAACAACACGGUCACACGGGUUUGGUUUGGACUUUGGAGAGACCGGUGCCCCUUCAGAAAGCAGCCAAGAGAUAUCUGCAUCGCAUGGGACGUCCGGCUCAAAACCACGGGUCUCUCCCGCAGAUGCUCUUCCGGCCGGAGUCUGAGUCUCCUUCUACUUCUUUUCCUUCUUUCCGACAUCUCACAACGCCAUACGUACGUCGAAAGGCCUCGAUCGGUCCAUUCCCACCUCGCUGGCCGUUGUCUCCGUUUCUUCGCCGAAGGGGUUUCUGCCCUUUUUUUUUAUCGUUUUCGUGUUUCUCAAACUUUGUCCAGACUCGAGACGCCCUGGCCCGGCUCCCCAUCGUCAUCAUCUCGUCCCAUCCCGUACAUGAUUGAUCGCCGAUUUGGCUGAAAACGGUCGUCCAAUCGUCCACCUCUCCAACAUUGGCUUCAGCCCAGGUUUAAGAAAAAGAUCAAAGUACAAACUCUACAACAUACCGUCCUGUCUGCGACGUGAACCUUUUGCGAAUCCGCGUUUACUUCCUACUUUCGGACCUCUCACGACUCUUACUCGCCCACCUUCGCUCUCUCCCUCCCGCCCUAACACGUAGAGUAACACUCAUCCCACCCAGCGUCAUCUCAUGCCACGUUCCAGAAUCCCGUGCUUUAUCUUAUUUUGAUAAUCGCUCUGCGCUGCGACUCUUAUUACUACCCGAACCUGUCUUAUCACUUCUUUACUUCCCGUCUGAGACAUCCGCCGCGUCGGUCACUAGUACCAAUU
Molecule: messenger RNA, 1617 nt
Organism: Colletotrichum acutatum
Lineage: Eukaryota; Fungi; Ascomycota; Sordariomycetes; Glomerellales; Glomerellaceae
Exons: 2
Coding region: 400-1248 (282 amino acids)
Source: RefSeq, a predicted model, not a curated record